CCUCCCCCGCUGGCCAGGCCCCUGGGGGUUGGAUGUAAGCGUCCCGGCUCGAGUGCUGGACAAGUAACCUCGGUCUCAGCGUGGGAGGGUCAUUUCCUUCCGGGCGGGGGCCAAAUCUUCGUGAAGCCGAGCCAUUAGUCCAGCCUUCUGCCCCAGAGGAGAGUGCGGCCGUGGUCUCCGCGCCCGCCCCGCUAGUACGCUCUGGAGAACCAGCCACGCCGCCGCGCUCGGGUGCAGAAAACCGGUUUCUGCCUGCCCGCUGGAGAGAUCCCUGGCUAUCCGCCCGGCUAGGGCAUCUGCGGACAGGAGCCUCUCCAGGCGUGCGGGAUAGACCAGAGGGGAGCACACCCGCCGGGCCGGGCCGCCUGUCCUGACCCGGACUCAGACGGCUCCGCGCUCCCCCGGGAGAGGUGCCAGCCAGUCACGCGCGCACCACACUUGCGCUCACACACGCGCGCACAGCUCAAGCUCUCCGCUCCGCACACCUGCGCUCCGCCCCCCGGUCCCGGGCCGGCGGCGGGCGAAGGCAUUUGGAAACCCAGGGGUUGCUGCGGCGGCGCCUCCCACCCCCCUUCCUUCCCAGGGCCGGAGUUGUCUGAAGCCUGCUGCGGCUCCCAGCCAGCCCUCAUCCCUCUCCAUCCUUCCCUCCCCUCGCCUGCCGCUGCACCGGUAGCCGCAGCCGCAGCCCGGAGCCGGUGAGGCGGCGAAGGGGGAGGGGAAGGAAACAAGGGAUGAGCGCCGGGAGGGCGUCGGGGGCCCCGAGCAGGACUAGGACGCCCCUGGAGCCGAAACCCGAGCCGAAGCCAGAACCGAACCACCGGUACUGGGUGGGCCAGGUGCUCAGGGUGGAAGGAAUCGGAAAAGGGAGGGUGCGGGAAGGAAGGCAGGGGAGGGGGCUGCAGAGGCCGGGCCCAGGCCGGCGCGGAGCGGGUGCGGACGCUGACUCAGGCGCGACUCCUGCGCCCGCCGCCUGAGAAUUCCGUCCCGUCUUGCGCUGCAGUGUCCUUGGGAGGGACGGAAGAGCAGGGACGAGCUGGAAAGGGGAAAGCUCCGGGCGUCGGGGAAGCGGGACCAGGGUCGUGGAAGAAGACUUGCGCAGCCGCUGUCUGGCCCCGCGUUCCGGCAGCUCUUGGCGCACCAGCACCCCUGGCCCGGACAGCUCCCUGGUUGGGUAGGGGGUGGGACCGGAUCUCUGAGCCUUGCCAGUUUGGAAUCUGAGGCAUUCCUACCCCUCCCCAACAUCCCCAGCUGCAGCCCCCUCCCCCCAGGAGGCGCCCUGGCCCGCGCUCGCCCCCCAGGGCCUCAUGUCGGAACCACAGCCUGACCUGGAGCCUCCCCAGCAUGAGCUGUACAUGCUCUUCCUGCUUGUGCUGGUCUUCUUCCUCAUGGGCCUCGUAGGCUUCAUGAUCUGCCACGUGCUCAAGAAGAAGGGCUACCGCUGCCGCACAUCGAGGGGCUCGGAGCCUGACGACGCCCAGCUCCAGUCCCCUGAGGAGGAUGACAUGAAUGAGGACACAGUAGAGAGGAUUGUUCGAUGCAUCAUCCAAAAUGAAGCCAAUGCUGAGGCCUUGAAGGAGAUGCUGGGGGACAGUGAAGGAGAAGGGACAGUGCAGCUGUCCAGCGUGGAUGCCACCUCCAGCCUGCAGGAUGGAGCCCCCUCCCACCAUCACACAGUGCAUCUGGGCUCUGCAGCCCCUUGCAUCCAUUGCAGCCGCAGCAAGAGGCCCCCACUUGUCCGUCAGGGCCGCUCCAAGGAAGGAAAGAGCCGACCCCGGCCUGGAGAGACCACCGUGUUCUCUGUGGGCAGGUUUCGGGUGACACACAUUGAGAAACGCCAUGGGCUGCAUGAGCAUCGUGAUGGCUCCCCAACAGACAGGAGCUGGGGCUCUAGUGGGGGACAGGACCCAGGGGGCAGUCAGGGAUCUGGGGGAGGACAGCCCAGGGCAGGGAUGCCUGCCAUGGAGAGACUGCCCCCUGACAGGCCACAGUCCCCAGCCCUAGCCAGCCCCCCAGUGCAGAAUGGAGGACUCAGGGACAGUAGCAUAGUACCUUGUGCACUUGAGGGGAACCCUGGAGCCUCUGCAGAGCUGGUGCUGGGGGCCGGAGGCAGGGGCCCAAGUCCGGGGCUGCCCAGUCAAGAGGCAAAAGCAACCAAACUGGACAUCUCAGAUCACCAGGCGUCCCCACCACGGGGAGCAGAGGGUAUGUGAGCCUCAUUCUUCGCUGCUGCUGAAUGGACUACCAGCUGGCAGAGUCCGGGGUGGGUGGACAUGAAGCCCCUCCCCUCCACUGGACAGCACUGCCCCCAGCUGAGGGACCAGCC
This is a messenger RNA of Loxodonta africana (African savanna elephant), 2323 nucleotides long. It is a transcript of the gene RELL2, whose product is annotated as RELT like 2. Gene Ontology annotation, biological process: positive regulation of cell-substrate adhesion; positive regulation of p38MAPK cascade. The record is from RefSeq and is a predicted model, not a curated record. The transcript is spliced from 7 exons. The coding region runs from base 1305 to 2210 and encodes 301 amino acids. Lineage: Eukaryota; Metazoa; Chordata; Mammalia; Proboscidea; Elephantidae.